Molecule: messenger RNA, 825 nt
Organism: Scylla paramamosain (green mud crab)
Lineage: Eukaryota; Metazoa; Arthropoda; Malacostraca; Decapoda; Portunidae
Exons: 5
Coding region: 1-825 (274 amino acids)
Source: RefSeq, a predicted model, not a curated record
AUGUCGUUAGAAUACUGGCAUCAAGGGGUUCAACUCUCGCUGCUCCUAUACCCUGCAUGUGGUGCCCGGCAGACGCCUCUGGAUGGCAGCGCAUCAGGGCGGCAGGAGCGUGGUGGCGAGCAUGAUAUGCCGGAGCCUGGCAGGCCUCCCCUUAUUCGUGAAUGGCAGUGUUACCCUGACCACUUGUCCAGUAGUGAAAUCGUGACCCCACAGAUUCUCUCGUCUGCAUCCGAACACACUUUGCCAGACUGUCAGUUCAUCUCAUCAUCAGCGAUAUCGUCACCAUCUCGCUCAUCUCCUAUUAUGCUCAACAAGGCCGCGCCGCCCGCCAUCCAGCGUCCUGAAGUCUCCCUCCCAGCCUCCCCCAGCUUCCUCACAAUUUUUCCAGUCCCUUCACAGCUUCACCCACAAAGUCCCUACAGCCUUACAGCUUCCCUCACAGCUUCCCCCAGCCCCUUCAUAGCUUCUCUCACAGCCUCUCUCCAAUCCCACAUAGCCUCACUCAAACCUCCUCAGAGCUCCCUCACAACCUACCCUAACCUCUUCACAGCUUCACCAUCAGUUCCCCACCUCAGCAUUCCUUCAGCCUACCACAGCCUCCCCAAACCCUCCCUAAUAUCCCUCCCCUCUCCUCACCCUCCCCAUCACUGCCAGCACUCAGCCUUAUCCCACACCCCCACUCCCAGUCCUCACCCUCCCCAUCACAGUCCAACCUCCAAAAACCUCAACGCCGCCCAGCCUCCAGCCACCAGCCACCAGCUCAGCCCCUACCCCAAAGACUCCCAGCCCCCAGAUCCCAAGAAUCCCAACCCCUUCAGCCCAUAG